Molecule: messenger RNA, 7850 nt
Organism: Paramuricea clavata
Lineage: Eukaryota; Metazoa; Cnidaria; Anthozoa; Malacalcyonacea; Plexauridae
Source: the annotation of a GenBank genome assembly
ACUUUGCAAUUUUACUAAUUUUAGGAUGCUCUUUUGAGCUAUAAUGACAGAUUUCGUCUAUUGAAAAUAAAGUUUUUGAUUGAUUUUUUGAUUGAUUGAUUGAUUGAUUGAUUUAAGACAGCAAGCAUGAAGAGUGUGCAAACUUUCUACAAAAGCACAAAGGUUUAUUAAACUAGCCCUAGGCGGAUAAGACUUUCAGCCCCGAAGACCACACAACUAGAAGCAGAGUUAGAAUGUAAUUUCAUUGCCGUGUUGAAGACAUAACAUUUUAUGUUGAGAAUCUUUGACGUCAUUAUGCAUAUGCUUAAAACCCGAGCAAAAUACACGAAGCCACCAAAAUUCUUUACACUUGGUAUGAUAAACUUCGCUUCACUCAUUCAGUAACAUUUCUAGCUGCCAAAGAAGUUUUUUGGUUGGUUUACUGUUGGUUUAAUUUCCGAGGUUGUCUGUUGCAACAUGAAACAAACAUUCUGUUUGGUUUUGUUGCUGUACACGUUCGCUUUAACAGCGCAGACUUUAGCAAAACCGUCACAAUUGAACAGAGACUCCGGGGUUCACUCUGAUACUGGUAGUGGUGUUGACCUGACUGAUGGUGAACAGAACACCAGAGAAACUGUGAGAGGAAUUGACCAUGAUGGUCCCACACAGGACAUCGAAGAAAUUGUCGUAGCUAUUCGUCUUAAUGAAGCCAAGCAUAGGACGGAAGAAACUGCCCGCGAAAUUCACUCCAAUGAAGCAAUUCAAAACAACACAGAAACUGUAAACGGAAUUCGUGCUACUGAUGAAACAAGAAUUCAUUCCAACUACACUGUCCAGAACAGCACAGAUGAAGCACUGCUAGAAUUCAGCAAACGUUUACUCCGAGAGUUCCGUGCUAAUCCCUACUAUUCCUACCCAUCAGGCUUGAGCUGUACUACUUGCACCAUAUUCAUUGAGGUUAUACGAGAGUUUUGGACUGGACCAGGAAUAACCAGACUGCUUGCAAAACAUUUCUCCAUUUCUGCGUGUAUCUCGUUACGCAUUCAACAUCCUGAUGUGUGUAUUGGUAUUGUCCGAGAAUACGAGAACGAGUUUUAUUAUAUAUUUGAAAAUGCACGCCUCUCAUCUCAUGGGAUAUGUUCCGCACUAUUGGAUAAGCGGUGUGGGGAUGAGAAUGUAUUGGACAAACCUUGGAUUGUGACGUUGCCUGAUACCCAGAAACCAACAGUUGAAGAACAGAGUCACAUUAAGGUAUGCUGCUUAUAAAGGUUCUGAUGGGACAAUGGUUAGUAUGUUUACCUCCGGGAUUUGAUUGCUACCAAAUCAGAUAUCCAGUUAUCUGAUUAUAAUUUCACCUCAGUCACAUGUGAGAAGAGUGCUUCCAGAGUUCCAGUUUGACUCUACCAAACACCGCAUGCAGCUUAUCUUACUGCCGAAUACUUUAUACUGGACCUCUAGGAAGAACAGUUUAGAACUUAUAGAGCUAUCCAAUAUAAAUAAAGUUAGUUUAGUUUAGGUUUCCUCCUGUAGUAACACUGGGUCCUAGUGGGUCGAUAAGAGAUGAUCCUUACUGGACCUCUAGGAAGAACAUAACAGAUGACCCUUUAUACUGGACCUCUAGGAAGAACAGUUUAGAACUUAUAGAGCUAUCCAAUAUAAAUAAAGUUAGUUUAGUUUGGGUUUCCUCCUGUAGUAACACUGGGUCGAUAAGAGAUGAUCCUUACUGGACCUCUAGGGAGAACAGUUUAGAACUGAUAGAGCUAUCCAGUAUAAAUAAAGUUAGUUUAGGUUUCCUCCUGUAGUAACACUGGGUCGAUUAGAGAUGACGGUUUCCUCCUGUAGUAACACUGGGUCGAUUAGAGAUGACCCUUACUGGACCUCCAGGAAGAACAGUUCAGAACUGAUAGAGCUAUCCAAUAUAAAUAAAGUUAGUUUAGUUUCCUUCUGCAAUAAUACUGAAUGAUUAAGUUAAAGACGACUCUUACUGGACCUCUAUAAGUAACACUGGGUCGAUUAGAGAUGACCCUUACUGGACCUCCAGGAAGAACAGUUCAGAACUGAUAGAGCUAUCCAAUAUAAAUAAAGUUAGUUUAGUUUCCUUCUGCAUUAAUACUGAAUGAUUAAGUUAAAGACGACUCUUACUGGACCUCUAUAGAGGUAUCAGUAAAUAUUGAUUAAAUAUAAUUUCAUUCCAGCCUGGUUCGCCUGUGAUUAAAGUUCUUCACCUCACAGACCUACACAUUGACCUUCACUAUAAAGAAAACACGAGCACACUCUGUGGCGAAGCUCUGUGUUGUCGCGAGAGUAAUGGCCCGGGUGAUGCAGGAUAUUGGGGCUCUUAUGGAUGUGAUAUUCCUUUAAGAACGCUAGAGAGCGCUUUGAAACACAUUAAACAGCACCACAGCGACGUGAGUAAAGUGGUCCUAUGAUAUACUGGAAUUUGUCUUGCUGUAAUACCUAUGUCCUAUGUUGUCAAAGCUUCAGUGAUCACAGUGUUUUGCACAGGUUCGUUUUGAAGAAUUUGUGAGAUAACUUGGAGGGAAGUGACUCACUGUUUAACACUGAAUCCCUCAAACUUUUCUUACAAAUCCUUCAAAACAUAGAAUUCACCUGAUGCAAAAUUCCUACUGUGAUCACAGAAACUUUGAUAGUAUAAACCAAGCUCAAGAAUUCUUUUGUAAUUUUCUAUCUAGAUAUCUUAUAUUAUUAUGACUGGAGACAUCCCUCCUCAUGAUAUUUGGCUGGAGACCAAGUCAAGUCGGGUACGAAAAUAAAUAUUUCUUCUUUGCCCAAAUUCGUCCAGACCGAUCAUCUGUCUCUGGUAUACACACGUAAAAACGUACAAGUUGUAACAAACCUGCAGCAGACUUGUAGCAAUGCUGUUCCAACAACUUGUCAACAGGAUGCGUUCGCACUGCUUGUUCCCAGCUUGUUGACAACUUGCUACAAGGUUGUUGAGCUCAACAGACUUGUUACAAGUUGUUCCAACAACUUGUUAUCGUCCUGCAAUUCAACAAUUUGUGAACAAGUUGUGAGCGACAACCUUGAAGCAACUUGAUAAAAUAACAGCAUUGUUACAACUUGUUGACAAGCUUGCUACAAGCCUGUUGCAAACACAUCUUGUUAACAAGCAGUUCACACCGAGGGCAUUUAAACAGAUGAAUAUCAACCAAUUAUUUGCUCUCCGUCUACCUUUGUGUUGACGUCCCGUGGAGCUGCUUGAAAACGUGGCCAAUACUAUCUUUUCCAGAUCGAAGUGAUGCAAAGAGCAUUUGCAACAAUUAAAGAAUAUUUUCCUCAAAAGAAGGUUUUUGUUGCAGUUGGGAAUCAUGAUACACACCCGACCAACAGGUGAGUAGAAUACCAGGAUAAGAUACGACUGUGAAUAUAUAUGACGUAGUGUGGUGGAGUGUUCUCUUAACACAGGGUAAUGUCUUUCAUCUUUGUGGCAGGAAUGUUGGCAGGACAUAGUUUUUUUGUCCAUGUGUCUUCUACUUGGAGGUUUCAUUUCUCCAAUAUGGAGUAUAAUAAUUGAGAAGACCUACCUUUACAUUGACAUCAGUAAAUGGUUAGACUUUCGCGUCUUCUCGGAUAAGGACGUUAAAAUCGUAGGUACCUCGGAUCCCCUAUCAAUUGGACAAUAGCCUGUUGGGAAGUCCGCUCACCAACGAGCAGGACGUCGCGAAGCCAUUGGGGGGGGGGUCGUUAUGUUUUGACCAACAAUUACAAGGAUUUUGACCAAGUCGUACAAAUUUUUCCCAUUUUCCGGACUAACAUAAGCGUAGUCUAAACAUUUUUUCCGGACUAACGUAAGCGUGUUCAAAAUUUUUCGACCAAAAUAAGCAAGACUCUCAAUUUUUUCACCGCAAACAUAACAAAAGCAUUAAAACUGUUACAAAUGCGAACCAUUUCAUAACUUUGACCAACUUCGACUAUCUUUUAUGCCAAACUUUGACCAAAUUGUUCCGAGUUUUACCUUCAAUUUUAAGCAAAUAUCAGUUCAAUUUUGACCAACUUUGGGCAAAUAUCAGUUCCAUUUUGAUAUAUAGCGAUUUUGAUAUAUAGCCCCCUAUAGCGACGUCCCUGCCAACGAGUGAGAAACACAAUUAUGAUUUUGUGUCAGUCACAUAUAAAAAAGAAUGCUUUCAGUUUGACAAACACCUUACUUAUGUUGGUGACACACUGGAAAUCUCGCAAGUCAGAACCUCUACUUCCGCUUCCCUCCCAAACACGCUCCAGCAGAGAGUGAGAGGGAACUACAGAGCCUGGCUUGCGACACACUAGUUAGUUACAGCAUGUGUCUUUGACCUGCGUGGUUUCAUUCCUGUAAUAUCUUGUCGGAUGAACAUUUUUCUCCGUAGUUUCCCUCCAGCUUCAGUGAGCGCAGAGAACUCGAUACAAUGGUUGUUGGAUAGUUACGCCGAUAUGUGGUCAGCGUGGUUGCCGAAUACUUCAUUACAUACAGUACGAAAGUAAGUGUGAAUAAACGCCGCUAUAUGCAAUCAGCAAACACUAACGCAAUCGUUUCAAAUGUCCAUUGAUUGGAGGUUUGACUGUAGUGAUUCUAAAUUAUUGUCUAUUAAUCGAUUCUUUUCCAUUUCAGAGGCGGUUACUUCACGACAUUGCUGUCACCAGGGUUCAGAAUUGUUUCAAUAAAUAACAACUAUUGUAACAAAUUAAACUGGUAUAUGUAAACUCUUGCCAUACUCACAACACUGUGAUCUUCAUUUCCACUGAAGACUAAUUAGCAUCUUGUGCGUCUUUAUUAAGGUGGCUGUUACUCAACAACACCGAUCCCGCGGGAGAACUUCAAUGGCUGAUCCAAGUCUUACAAAGCGCUGAGGACAAUGGAGAGAAGGUCAGCUGGGUUUAAAUUAACUGACGUUGUGUUAUGCAUGUAUUAGGCUAAAAGCUUCCAGCUACCCCCCAAUAAAGUUAAGGCUGGCGUACGGGUAAAGACCUACCUAAAAUGAUCAUGUUUUGUGAUUGGCUUUCAGACUGUGAUUGGCUUUCAGACUGUGAUUGGCUUUCGUGACUCGUUCUUUAGAAAGACGAUUUCUAUAGUUUUAUUGUCUUCCAUUGUUAUAAUCAACCAACCAUGAGCCUGGAUAGUAUAGGUAGAUCAUGACCCUGGCGUACACUAUCAAAUAUUUCUGUGAUCACAGUAGGAAUUUUGCAUCGGUAAAUUCUAAGUUUUGAAAGAUUUGUAAGAAAUGUUUGAGGAAACUGUCUCAGUGUUUAUAACUCUGAGUCAGCUUCCUCAAACAUUUCUUACAAAUCCUUCAAAACUUAAAAUUUAUCUAAGCAAAAUUCCUACUGUUGAUCACAGAAACUUUGAUAGUGUAAACAAGACUGUAGUGUAAUUUGAAUUUCUCGUGAUGAGUAUAUUUGGUGCAUAAUUUUCCCAUGCAGGUUCACAUCAUAGCUCACAUUCCCACUGGAAACAAUCUGUGUUACAAACACUGGAGUGCGAACUAUUAUAAGAUCAUCAACCGUUACGAGAACACCGUGACAGCUCAGUUCUGUGGACACACACAUCAAGAUCAUUUUGAAAUAUUUUAUGACUUGAAAGAUCACACAAGACCUCACAGGUUAGAAAACAAAUGUUCUAUUCCUGCAUGUUAGCGCUUUAGAAUAUUUAUAGUGUUUAGCUUUAGAAUAUAGCUUUAGAAUAUUAAGAGAUGAUCCUUGCUGGAUCUCUUGGAAGAACAGUUUAGAACUGAUAGAGGUGUCCAGUAUAAAUAAAGUUAGUUUUACUUUAGGUUUCCUCCUGUAGUAACACUGGAUCAAUAAGAGAUGAUCCUUACUGGACCUCUAGGAAGAACAGUUUAGAACUGAUAGAGCUGUCCAGUAUAAAUAAAGUUAGCUUAGUUUAGGUUUCUUCCUGUAGUAACACUGGAUCAAUAAGAGAUGAUCCUUACUGGACCUCUAGGAAGAACAGUUUAGAACGAUAGAGUUAUCCAGUAUAAAUAAAGUUAGUUUAGUUUAGGUUUCCUCCUGUAGUAACACUGGAUCAAUAAGAGAUGAUCCUUACUGGACCUCUAGGAAGAACAGUUUAGAACUGAUAGAGUUAUCCAGUAUAAAUAAAGUUAGUUUAGUUUAGGUUUCCUCCUGUAGUAACACUGGAUCAAUAAGAGAUGAUCCUUACUGGACCCCUAGGAAGAACAGUUUAGAACUGAUAGAGCUAUCCAGUACAAAUAAAGUUAGUUUAGUUUAGGUUCCCUCCUGUAGUAACACUGGAUCAAUAAGAGAUGAUCCUUACCGGACCUCUAGGGAGAACAGUUUAGAACUGAUAGAGCUAUCCAGUAUAAAAAAAGUUAGUUUAGUUUAGGUUCCUCCUGUAGUAACACUGGAUCAAUAAGAGAUGACUCUUACUGGACCUCUAGGGAGAACAGUUUAGAACUGAUAGAGCUAUCCAGUAUAAAGCCUUAGUCUUUUUUUACUCUAUAGCGUAAUGUACGUUGGUCCAAGUUUGACAACAAACCCGGCGUAUCAACCUAAAGUUAGUUUAGUUUAGGUUCCUCCUGUAGUAACACUGGAUCAAUAAGAGAUGACUCUUACUGGACCUCUAGGGAGAACAGUUUAGAACUGAUAGAGCUAUCCGGUAUAAAGUUAGUCUUUUUUUACUCUAUAGCGUAAUGUACGUUGGUCCAAGUUUGACAACAAACCCGGCGUAUCAACCUGCUUACAGAAUUUACGAAGUUGAAGGAGAUUACGAACAGAGCUCAAGGGUGAACUAUAUUUAAUUUAUAUCUUCCAACACUGUUUCCAAUUUGUUCAUAGUUUCAUUUAUUAAUAUUUGCUAUUUUAAUUGUAGCGUGUUUUGAACCACAAAACGUACAAAUUAAAUUUGGAAAAAUCAAAUAAGGACCACAAAGCUUAUUGGGAACUUGAAUAUAGCGCCAAGGUUUGUAUAUUUUAGUCACCAGUUUUAGUCUAUUCAGUAACAUUUAGUAUAUUGAAAUUUAUUUUUAAUUUUUCCUUUUUGUCAUAGGAGGCAUACAAUAUGAAAGGUUUACAACCAGCUGACUGGGAUAAUCUCGUCACCAGAAUGAAGAACAGCGAUGACCUGUUUCAAAAAUUUUAUAAGUAAGACUCGUCGUUUAUAUCUCAGGACAAGCAGGCGCAGAUGUAAACAUUGUGAUGUCGUGGUCACCACACUUGUCUUUCAAGCUAGGAGACCCGGGUUCAAUCCUUGAUCGGACCUCUACUCAAGCUCUUAAAAUAAUUGAGGAGAAAGAGCUACCUUUACAUUCACAUCAGUAAAUGGUUAGACUUUCGCGUCUUCUCGGAUAAGGAUGUUAAAUCGUAGGUACCUCGGAUCCCCUAUCAAUUGCGCAAUAGCCUGUUGGAAAAUCCGCUCACCAAUUACUGAGAAACUCAAUAAACUCAAUUGUAGAUAUGAGUAAUCAUGCUUUGAAUAGGGAUGACGGUGCCUAUUUGCCAGAGGAAUAUAUGCAUCUCAUUGGCAGAUGACGUCAUCCCUUGGGUAUUUAAGAAGCCACAUUGCAUCUUUAGAUCACCCCUGAUGAAGACACUAGACUGGAGUGUCGAAACGUUGGGUCUUGAUUACAAUUCGACUGGGCUUUGUAUUCAUUUAUUUAAACCAGAGUAGCGAGCGAAACAUGAUUGAUAUACCUGGUUGCAGUGAAUGAACAAAGUUUAAAUGUGUGCCACUAUAGAUACAAACGGCCGCAGGAUUCUCAUAUUUUAUUAUUUGCACUAUUUUUCGCUGCAGGUUCAAAUAUCGUUAUCCCAACCUCGGAUCAUGUGACAAUGAUUGCAAGAGUCGCGAGAUUUGUGCUUUGAAAUCAGCCCGGUCACAUGACAGCACAUUCUGUGAGGAAACUGCUGACCAAGUAAUAUUCUGA